UGUGCUUCGACUUAUUGAUAAUGAAAAAAAAACCAGCCAUAGGAUAUAUUUAUGAAGCCAUGGAUAAGGCUAAAGAACCCAUUGCCAACUCACUCAAUGGCAAUGAAGAGAAAUACAAGAGCAUUUUUGAGAUUAUUGAUGCGAGAUGGUCACUUCAAUUGCAUCGUCCUUUGCAUGCUACCGGAUACUUUUUGAAUCCUGAAUUUUUUUAUCCAAAUAAGAUGAGAAUUGAAUCUAAUGAAGACGUCAAUACAGGAUUGCUUUCGUGCAUUCAUAAAAUAGAAAAAAAUUUAGCAAAAGUUGACAUGAUUCUUGAUGAAAUUGAGAGAUACAAGGCAGCUGCAGGGACCUUUGGUUUUCCUUCUGCUAUUAGAGGAAGAACAACCAAAUCUCCAGCUGCUUGGUGGAAAACAUAUGGUUCUUUAACUCCAAACCUAUAAAAGUUUGUUGUAAAGGUUCUAAGUCUCCCAUAUAGUGCAAGUGGUUGUGAAAGAAAUUAGAGUGUAUUUGAG
Messenger RNA from Hevea brasiliensis (rubber tree), 512 nucleotides. RefSeq lists its product as uncharacterized. NCBI's taxonomy places the organism in Eukaryota, Viridiplantae, Streptophyta, Magnoliopsida, Malpighiales, Euphorbiaceae. The transcript is spliced from 2 exons. The record is from RefSeq and is a predicted model, not a curated record. Bases 21 to 440 code for a protein of 139 amino acids.